Cooperia oncophora is the source of this 282-nucleotide messenger RNA. Lineage: Eukaryota; Metazoa; Nematoda; Chromadorea; Rhabditida; Trichostrongylidae. The record is from the annotation of a GenBank genome assembly.
AUGGUAACGGGAUUGUAUCCAGAAUCUCACGGAAUCGUGGAUAAUAACGUUUACGAUCCACAAAUCUCAGACAAGUUGGAAAGCAUGAAGAAGUCAGAUCUAGAAGGAUAUUAUAAGGGCGAUCCGAUUUGGAACAUCUACAAGCGCCAUGGUGGUAGAGCUGCGUGUCUUUUCUGGCCAGGCUGCGCUUUCAACAUCUCAGGGCUACGACCAGACAUCUCACCACCGUACAAUAAGGAUCUACCGUUCCGGAAUCGGUUUGACAUGGUUAGUAAAACAUGA